This is a messenger RNA of Galeopterus variegatus (Sunda flying lemur), 3027 nucleotides long. RefSeq names its product sodium/calcium exchanger 3-like. Lineage: Eukaryota; Metazoa; Chordata; Mammalia; Dermoptera; Cynocephalidae. The transcript is spliced from 8 exons. Gene Ontology annotation, biological process: calcium ion import across plasma membrane; sodium ion transmembrane transport. Gene Ontology annotation, cellular component: sarcolemma; postsynapse; axon. Bases 326 to 1288 code for a protein of 320 amino acids. The record is from RefSeq and is a predicted model, not a curated record. Gene Ontology annotation, molecular function: calcium:sodium antiporter activity.
CCUCCUGGAUCCCUUUCCCUCUCACCCAUAAAAACAACUAUGCCAAGGAGACAAGAAAAGCUAAGACCAUUUUUUAUUAUGAGAACGACACAAUCCACCAUGGUCCUGUCAAAAGCCACCAUGGCGGGACUGGGCUGCAUGUGCCAAGAGUGAUGGGGAAUGAUUUUAAAGGCUGUGCUCCAGGUGACCAAUCGACCUGCUGACCCAGUCGACACACUCUCUCUCUUGUUGUCCCUACAGGAAAACCAUAAGGGUUAAAAUAGUAGAUGAGGAGGAAUACGAAAGGCAAGAGAAUUUCUUCAUUGCCCUUGGUGAGCCGAGAUGGAUGGAACGUGGAAUAUCAGGUUAUUCACUUGUGGAGUGGCCCACAGGCCCCUCUGCCCUUCGUGAAGCGCUCCUGUUAUCUCCAGAUGUGACGGACAGGAAGCUGACUGUGGAGGAAGAGGAAGCCAAGAGGAUAGCAGAGAUGGGAAAGCCAGUAUUGGGUGAACACCCCAAACUGGAGGUCAUCAUUGAAGAGUCCUAUGAGUUCAAGACUACAGUGGACAAGCUGAUCAGGAAGACAAACCUGGCCUUGGUUGUGGGGACCCAUUCCUGGAGGGACCAGUUCAUGGAGGCUAUCACUGUCAGUGCAGCAGGGGACGAGGACGAGGAUGAGUCAGGGGAGGAGAGGCUGCCAUCAUGCUUUGACUACGUCAUGCACUUCCUGACGGUCUUCUGGAAGGUGCUGUUUGCCUGCGUGCCCCCCACAGAGUACUGCCACGGCUGGGCCUGCUUCGUCGUCUCCAUCCUCAUCAUUGGCAUGCUCACCGCCAUCAUCGGGGACCUGGCCUCCCACUUCGGUUGCACCAUUGGUCUCAAGGAUUCCGUCACAGCUGUUGUUUUCGUGGCAUUUGGCACCUCUGUGCCAGAUACGUUUGCCAGCAAAGCUGCUGCCCUCCAGGAUGUGUACGCAGACGCUUCCAUCGGCAAUGUUACAGGCAGCAACGCUGUCAACGUCUUCCUGGGCAUUGGCCUGGCCUGGUCCGUGGCCGCCAUCUACUGGGCCCUGCAGGGACAGGAGUUCCACGUGUCAGCCGGCACGCUGGCCUUCUCCGUCACCCUCUUCACCAUCUUUGCAUUUGUCUGUAUCAGUGUGCUCUUGUACCGACGGCGGCCCCACCUGGGCGGGGAGCUCGGUGGCCCCCGUGGCUGCAAGCUUGCCACGACUUGGCUCUUUGUGAGCCUGUGGCUCCUCUACAUACUCUUUGCCACACUGGAGGCCUAUUGCUACAUCAAAGGGUUCUGAGCCUCAGAUCAAGGUCUCCAGCAGGGAGGCCUAGGACUUCUCCUAAGAGAAGGGCAUUUCCCCACCAGUUACUUCUCCAGGAUGAGCAGCCCUGGAGAGACAGCAUCAGGACCCGAGCCCCAGGAACUUCACCCGACCUAGACCCUGGCAGUGAACUGAAAGGGCAAAGUCUUAAUCAAUCAAACAGAAUGAAGGAAACACCCACUUUACAAAGUAUUUAGUUACUUACAAACCAACAGCAACAAAUCCACCUCCACCCCAUCUUCCCACCCAUGUUCCUGACCCAUAGCAAAGGUCAGGCCCUUUCACCUCCUGCUAUUCCACCUUCUGAUUAUUCCUUUGCGUCUCUUUUCUUUGGGGGCAGGGUGUCUCCUGUCUGUCAAAUUCGAUACAUCACGGUUCUCUCGCUCAGCUGGCACAGCAUAAAAAUGAGUCAUAUCCCCGUGGCUAGCUUGGGGUUCUCUUUUCCUUAUAGUCAUUAUUGUGGUUGCUUUCAUUUUUCCAUCAGGUUCUGCUUGCUGUUUUGUCUUGUCUUUUCUUCCUGAAGUUAGUGUCAAAGGUGCCGUGAGGGAACUCCAGGUGGGAGCCGACAGAUGGAGGCCUGCACUUGCAGACACUCACCCUCCAUUCUCACAGGCUGGAAGACAUCUCUUGGCUCCAUCGAGCUCCUUUUGUCCUCUGAGUUCUUUGGAGGACUGGUGGCGUUUGGGUGGAAGUAAGCUUGCACACUCACACAGGGGCUCUAAGGAGCAGGGGCUUCUACUGGAGCAGGGGGAGCUUUCUGUGCUUAUGCUGAAAUCAAGUCAAAAACAAAAAAGCAAUUGUCCUCUUUCCUUCCCAAGCCUUUCCAAUUCCGUGUGUGUGUGUGUGUGUCACGUUAGUGUCUAUAUGUGCAUCCUUCCACAGGAAGACCACCGAGUGGGAGACACUAGACAAAAAUAGGAACGUGUGUGAUGACAAAGGGCAGCUGGGGAAACAAAAGGGACACAUGCCUUCUUGAGUGUCUUUGGCUUUGUAUCUGAGGCAGGAGAGAAGAAAUGUCCAGCCAGAGGGAUCUUUAAAGCAAAAGAUGAUAUCGAAAAUGUCAGUGUUUCCUAGAAAUGUCAGCUUCACCACCCCUUGUUUCCUAAUGUGCCACACUAGGAAGGCAGACUGUAUUUCUUGAAGUGAUGCAAAACCUCAGAGGUUUAUAAGAGAACAAGGGGCUCCUUCCCCCUCUCCUUGGCCCUCAGGUCCCGUACGAAAGCAUUUUCACAAGAUAGCAACUGGAAUUCCUCAUUUUCCCCACGUUCCUGCUUGUUUCUAAACCUCACGAAGCUCUUUUUCCAGCUUACGGGGUAUUUCUUGCCCUAGUAAUAGGAAUCUUAGUUGCCAUAAUCCCAUGGAGCCUGGAUUUAUAGAAAAAAAAAAGAUUGCCCUGCUCUAUGGAUCUUUUCCUGAUAGAUUCUGAAAGGACCUGGCUUUAAAAACACACACACACACAAAUAAACACACAUCCAACCUCAUCACGAAACUACCCACAGACCUUUAUGCUUCCUGCAUUGACAUAAAUACAUUUUCUAAGGGGGAGAAAAGAAAUUUAAAAACACCUGUUUAAUUUUAAACACAUUUUUUUAAGAAAAAAAUAACUAAAAAAGAAACAGUGCUCGUGUCAUAAGCUAUGUUGACAGUUGCCAGUGGAAAUGUUGGGUUGGUUUUAAAAAAAAUAAAUAAAAGCUAUACUUAUAUCUCUCUACAUA